UGGUCUGUCGGGCUAGAGAGAGGAGAGAAGGUGAGAGGGAGCUAGAGGAAUAAAGUGCUCCUCUCUUAUCUGAGCCUCUCUCCCCUCUUUCACCUUCUUCUCUACCCCUUGUUCACCUCUUUUUGCGCCGGUGUCCAUUUGAGUUUUGGAGGCCCUGGAGAGGACAUACAAUGGAACGAAGGGCCUGUGGCAACUGGGCCGUUGUACUGCUGAGAGGGGGAUGGGGUAGAGAGAGGACCGGUUCACACAGCUAACACAGCCUGCCGGCUGACUGCUCCCUCAGCCUUUCCUCCCCGCCUUGACCCACUGUUUUCAGGCUAGGGCUUUUUACUUACAGCCACUCUCAAACUGUACUUGGACUCCACUAAGGAUACGUACCGUGUUCGGUUGGAUUUUAGGAUACAUACUGGCGCCUGGAUAACAUAUCCCUCCUGUGUUUUGGAUGAGAGAAAAAGGAAAACAAAUUUCAUGUAAUUCUUUUCCGGCCUUUUUUGGUUUCUGUUCAUAAAUGGAUUACAAGAUGCAUGCCAAGUCAAAUGAUUUGCUGGAUUUUCAAAAACUGGACGCCCUUCUGGAAAAAAUUGCACAUUCAGUUUCUGUGAAAAGAGAGUCCAGCGAGGAGUGCAAUGGGAUCAGCGGUGCUCUGUCAGUGGAGUCUGUGCCGGGGCCAAGACUGAACUGGUGUCCUGCCAACACCACAACCCCUGCCCCUGCUCCAGCUCCCGCUCCGGGGCCCGAGCCCACGUCCAACCCUGUUAGAAUGGGGGACGGCGUGGAUGCAGCGCAGAUGUCGGGCAGCAGCAGCAGCCAGGGGCAGGCCCAGUCAAUGGGCAACCCCCCACCCCCAGAGUAUAUUAAUCCCAGUAGGCCAAAGCGCCAGACCAAUCAGCUGCAAUACCUGCUCAAGAUGGUGGUAAAAGCCCUCUGGAAGCACCAGUUUGCCUGGCCCUUUCAUUCACCCGUGGAUGCAAUAAAACUUAACUUGCCUGACUACUACACAAUAAUCAAAAAUCCUAUGGAUAUGGGAACAAUCAAGAAAAGGCUUGAGAACAGUUACUACAGGAAUGCCCAAGAAUGUAUUCAAGACUUCAACCAGAUGUUUUCAAACUGCUACAUAUACAACAAGCCUGGAGAUGACAUUGUUUUAAUGGCUGAGGCUCUGGAGAAGGCUUUCCUUCAAAAGAUCACAGAAAUGCCUCAGGAAGAAACAGAGAUUGUUGUCAUGACAGGGAAGGGACGUGGCAGGGGCCGAAGGGAUGCAGGUCUGAACUUAAAACCUGGGGCCAUCAUGGAUGCAUCGUCCACGACUCCUCAAACACGCGGUCUGUCAAAUCUCUCAGCACCACCCCAAAUCAGAGCACCAGUGCAGGGUCCGCCUUCACUACCUCCCCAGCCUUUGAUGCAGGCCAUGCCAACCCUAGUGCCCCCAAUGUUGUCAAGCCAUGCGCCACAGCUUGGCGCUCCCUACUCCCUGGGCCAAUCAGACUGUGCUCCCCAAGUUCCCAUCAUGACUUCUGUGCCUCCCCCUGCUCAGAUUGUCCUUCCCCCAGCAUCCAUCCAGAGCCCUGCCCCCAUGCUGCAGAACUCUAUAACUAUGACCAAACAAAGAAAGAGCCAGAAAAGGAAAGCAGACACUACAACUCCCACAGCGAAUGACCAACUGAGUGAGUCUUCACCAGCAGAGUCUAAAUCUGGGAAGACGCUGCCCAGGCGAGAGAGUACCCGACCUACAAAACUUCUAAAGAAGGAAGCUCCAGACUCCCAGCAUCAAAUAGGCACUGGGAUAGGACUGGGUGCACCUAGUGGAGGUCAUAGCCCAAAACCACAGGAUCAACUGGGAUACUGCGCAAGCUUGGUUAGGGACAUGCUGUCCAAGAAGCAUGCUGCUUAUGCCUGGCCUUUUUACUCACCUGUUGACGUGGAUGCACUGGGACUACAUGAUUAUCAUGAAAUCAUUAAACAUCCAAUGGACCUCAGCUCCAUCAAGGCUAAGUUGGAGAACAGGCAAUACCGGGAACCCCAGGAGUUUGCUGCUGAUGUACGAUUAAUGUUUUCUAACUGCUACAAGUAUAAUCCACCAGACCAUGAGGUGGUAGCUAUGGCACGGAAGCUACAGGAUGUCUUUGAAAUGCGCUUUGCCAAGAUGCCAGAUGAACCUGAGAGCAAGCCUCUCGUUUCUAACCCAGCCCCUAGUCUUCACCAUCCUGCCCCUGUUAAGCCCCAGCCACCUCUCGCCCAUGUCGCCUCGUCUUCAGACAGCUCCAGUGACUCGUCUUCCGAAUCUGAAUCUUCAACAGAUGACUCUGAAGAGGAAAGAGCUCAGAGAUUGGCUGAGCUUCAGGAACAGUUGAAAGCUGUCCACGAGCAGCUGGCUGCCCUGUCCCAACCACAAGCCAGCAAACCAAAGCGAAAAGAGAAGGAAAAAAAGGAUAAGAAAAAAGACAAGUAUAAGAAGAAAGGGGGCAUGCCUGGCCUUAUAGACGAGAUCCAGGAUGUUACACCUGUUCCACAGCUGUCCAAGAAGACAAAGACCAAUAACAAUAACAUCAAAGAAGUUGUACCCAAGAAGAAACCCAGUAAAAAGGAAGGGAUGAAAAUCAACCAUCCCUCCAACCUACAGCCAAUUCCCAGCCUAGAAGACGACCUGGUGGGAGCUGGGUCAUCUGUUUCGGGGGAAAAGUGCAAGCCUAUGACAUACGAGGAGAAGAGGCAGCUUAGCUUGGACAUCAACAAGCUUCCGGGUGACAAGCUUGGCCGUGUAGUGCAUAUCAUCCAGUCCAGAGAGCCUUCACUAAAAAAUUCAAACCCAGAUGAGAUUGAGAUUGACUUUGAGACACUGAAGCCUUCCACUCUACGUGAACUUGAGAGAUAUGUCUCUACCUGUCUUCGCAAGAAGAAAAAAGUUGCAGUUGAGAAGCCUUUGGAGUCCAUGGCUACAUCCAAAAAAGUUGGAUCCUCCUCAGAGAGUAGUGGCUCCAGCACAGAUAGUGAAGCAGAGGGCACAGGAAUGAUAAAGCAGCAGAAGAAGAAGAGUCAGUCUGUGAAGGAUGGGAAGAAGACGCAUUCUCACGUUCAGAGUGGCCCUGCUCAGAUGGGACUUCAUUCCCAAGCUGCAGGACUUCAGUCCAACAGUCAGUUAAAACACCUUCAGCAACAGCAUCAACCAUCUCCUGCAGGCUUUAUUGUACCCCCUGUAGCUGCCCUGGAGUCUUCACAGUUACUGGAGACUAGCUUUGAGUCCCUGCCACCUUUUGGACAGCCUCUCAUGCAUCUAUCCCACCACACAGGCAACUCUUCCUCACCUGCACCACCACAUCUCAACACUCACUCUGCUGGGCCAGUGUCUCCUGAGACCCACCCCUUCCUCAACCAGCAUCCCAUCCUAACAUCUCCAGCCUUGCACAGUACCAUGCCUCAGCAGCCUUCUCGACCUAGUCACAAGGCAGCCCCACUUCAUCCCAAACCCCCUCAGCAGCAACCAACAACUCCCCAACAGCAGCCAACCCUGCAGCAGCCGCAGCCGCAACAACAGCAACAACAGCAACAACAGCAACAACAGCAACAACAGCAACAACAACAACAACAACAACAACAACAACAACAACAACAACAACAGCAGCAGCAGCAGCAGCAGCUUCAGCCCCAGCCCCAGCCUCAACCUCCGCAGCACCAGCUCUCUUCUCAGAUCCUCCACCCUCCUCAACCCCUUCACCAGCGGCCCAUGUCCCCUCCAACACUCACACCCCAGGGCUUGCUGUCUUCCCAACCUCCCCAGAUGCUGCUUGAGGAUGACGAAGAGCCAGGGUCUACAACACCUAUGAACCAAGUACAAUUAUACCUGCAGCAGUUCCAGCAAGCCCGCCAGCCUCAGCAGUCCAUGCAGUCGCUACAGGUGCAGGCUCGUCAGCAACAGCAGCAACAAAUACAACCCCAGCCAGGACAGGCUUCUCUUCUACAAUCUGUUCAGGCACAAUCGCAACUCUCCUCCCAACCCACACUGCCUCUUCCCCAGCUUCCUGUUCAGUCCCAGGCUCAACCAGCCCCAUCACAUCAGGCACCAUCCCAACACAUGCCUCUGCACCAAGCCCGCCACAUGCAGCACGUUCAGCAGCAACCACAGCAGCUUAACUACCAGCAGGGUCCUGGACUAGCUGGUCAGUCCCAGGGAUCACAACACAAGGUAUCCAUGCCCACCAACAAAGCACAGCAGAUCAUCCAACAGCAACCAGAACAGCCCUCCCCUCGCAUGACCAAGGCAGACCCUUACAACACCGGUAACGUAAGGGACAACCCUUCCCCUCUAAUGAUGCAUUCCCCACAACUCCCUCAGUACCCACCUGUCUCUCACCAUUCUCCCCCUCACAACAUGCAGUCCAAAAAGCAGAGGGCCCCUGGAAGUCAAGGUGGAUUAAAAGAGGACAAACGUCCUCUAUCACCAGUGAUGAGAGGGGAGCCAUUUAACCCUGCAAUGAGACCAGAACAUCACAAACAUCCUGAUUGCAAGCCUUCUCAACCAAGCCAUGGCCAACAAAAUGUGAAGUCCAUGGACAGCUCGCGACCUGUCAUCCGGUCCUCUGAGCCCAGUGGCCCACCCUCCUCACUGCAAAACAAGGAUAAGUUCAAGCAAGAAUCCAAGGCCCCCGUUUCCUCCAAAAAAGUACAAGAUGUAAAACUGAAGAAUAUGGGCUCAUGGGCAAGUCUGGCACAAAAGUCCACAUCUACGCCUUUAUCUGCGGUGAAGUCAUCGAGUGACAGCUUUGAGCAGUUCCGUCGUGCUGCCCGGGAGAAAGAGGAGAGGGAGAAAGCCCUUAAGGCCCAAGCCGAGCAGGCGGAAAAAGACAGACUACGGAGAGAGCAGGAUAAACUACGAGGUAGAGAUGAUGAUGACGUCAUAGAGCCAAGCAGAAGGGUGCAUGAGGAGCCACGCAGGCGUCCGGAGCAGCACAUCCAAGCUCCUUCACAACAACAACAGCAGCAGCAGCAGCAGCAGCAGCAGCAGGAGCCCCAGCCGACCCCCAUUCAGCAACCUCCUCAACCUCCCACACCACCUCAGCCCUCUGCUCAGAACCCACUAGAUGAGCAGAGAGAACAAGCACGUCGCAGAGAGCAGGAGAGGAGAAGGCAAGAAGCGAGGGCAGCAACUAUUGACAUGAAUUUCCAAAGUGACUUAAUGGCUAUCUUUGAGGAGAACCUGUUUUGAAGAGAAGAGCUACUGAAACGUAACUGCAAAAAAAAAAAAAAAUCUUGGAUUAUGUAAACUUCCUCUGAAUAGAGAUUUGGUGACCAUGAACCACAGAGAGACACUGACUGUAUGUGGAUGUGACGGGCCGUGAGUACAAAAUGUCACAUCUUGCCCCAGUGGACUGAAGACAAAUGGGGAUCAUCUCAAUGUUUUGGAUGUCAUUUCUUGGGAUUUUGGCAUUGCCUGCCUGAUAUCUCGUGACAGGAGAAAGAGGACCCCUGUUGGCACAGUUGCCUUUCUUACACUUGCUUCUUCUAGUGUUUGUGGGCACAACAAUAUUUUACAAGAGUAAAGACAUCCCAAUAUCUAUAAAAAUGCUCUGAUAAUGUACUGACAGACUGCGCAGAGGUGUUUUAAAACUGCCAGAUGUCUGAGGAUGUGAAGAAGACUGGUCUUUUUAUGUUCUGUUUUGUUUUUAUGGUUGUACAUGAACACAUGACAUGGUCGGGGUGGGGGGUGGUCAGCUUCCAUACUGUAAAUCAUGUAUAUUUCUCAGUAGAGAAGGUACAAUUUGCCUUACACUUGUUUCUAAAACAGACCAUUAUGUUCUGUGGCCUGCACACAUGGAUAAACCAAUAACAUUUACAGCCUGGAGAAGGAGCAGUGCAGAAACUUUUUUUCAUCAAGUAUCUACUGUAAAGAAGUAUUUUCUUAUACUACAAUAACUGUUUAUUUAGGAUCUUUCUCUUUUCCUCUGUAGGUCUUUGAAUCCUCACACCAACACACUCCGCCACCUAUGUCUAUGCCAAACAACCCAUUCUCUUUUAUGCUAAAGUACUUUUCCUAAAACAAGAUAGGUAGCUAAUGACAAAACCAACCCUGAAUAUAUGCAUUAUCAUAGUUUAAUCGAGUAUUUAUCAUAAACAGAAUAAAGUUUUCAUCCUUCUUUGUGUUUUUAAUUUAAAGCUACAACAGGAACUUGUUAGCCGAAGAAGGGAAAGGUCCAGCUGUUUCUGGGCUCUAGUUUCAAUAGGACUUCACUAAAAGUGUUGCACCAUUUAUCGUAUUAAACUUCUGAGACAUAAUGUUUGAAAUGUCCAUAUCAUUGGUGUGUUCAAUACUGGAUUAGUUUUGUUUUGAGUAGGCGGGCUGCCCCUUGGUGUUCCCCCUUUGUGCACUCUGCUUGUUGACAUUUGAUGAAAACCCUCAAGUUAACCAGUGUGUCAAAGGCAGGAUGGGGAUACUAGGGGCAAUAAGAUACAAGACUUAAAACCUUUAUGUUUUUACUUGAAUCAGAUUUUGAAAACGUGACGAACAGAGCUCCAGUUUCCUUUUCCCCAUCAAAUUGUCAUCGAGUCCACUGAGUGCACACUGUCAACAGUAUAAAAUAAAAAGACAAACAAUUUCAAAAGUUAGGAAGCGGAAAAUGUUGAAAAAACACGUUUGAUUUUUAUCUUUGUUCUUGUUCGAUAAUAGUGGAUGUGAGUUCUAAUUCUGUUUUUAGAGACAUUGUUUCGACCGGGGAUGGGUUGAAAUCUGAAUGCAUCUCGUCCUCUUCACUUGUCUCUCUUGGUGUUUUUCUCCAGUGCCUGUAUUGUAUUGCAAUUCUCGUUGGCUUAUAUUACACUUGAAGGGAGUAAAGAAAGGGGUGAGUCAGGACGGUUGGUGUAAUAUUUGAACAGGGAGCGAGAUUUUUGGAAGAGUUUGUGUAAAAAGAAAAAACAAUAAAAAAAAAAAAGGAAAAGAACAGCAUUUUAUAUUCUACCCGUUGACAAUAUUCGGGUUUUAAAUUUAGUUUAGCUGGACUUCUAUGAGUGUAAUCCCCUGACAACUUCUUUCUCUGUUUGUUCAAUCAGCAGGUUUUAGGUAGAUAUGUUUCAGCGUUGCCACACUAGCGUUUAAGUCUGGUCUGUGAGUGUGACUUUGUAAAUUUGGAAGGCUGUGUGACUGCGUGUGUUUGUUUUGUUUCAGUUUUUUUAAGUGUGUGGUUCAGGGAGGCAUGUUCCCCGAUGUAGAUAAGCAUUCUAUUGAUGAAGAGAAUAAACAGAUAAACAGUACUUCAGGAGAACUUGUUUCUGUGCUUAAGUCACCUUUUUAAUUUCUAUGAAGUCCACCAUAUAUAUGAGUAUAGAAUUUUUAAUAUUAGACUGGUUUUGGAAGGGUUAAUAAACAACUUCAUUCCUGUUUAGCCCUUUUUUCCCCCCUUUUCACAAUAACUGUUGGACAUAAUGUGCCAUGAGUUCCACAGAGAAUGUGCUGACCCGCAGCUCAGCCCAGAGUUUGCUUUAUUCAGGUAUUUUAUUUUGUGUUCAAUUUGUUCUGUUUUGGGGGUUUUGUUGAAACAUUUUCCUCGAUCAUUGUUUGGUAUGUGAGUGGUCUAUCGAGGUCUCUGGUUCAGUCUGUUAUGAUCAUUGAAUAAACUCAUCUGUUUUAUAGAAAAUAAAAAAUAAACUAAA
Labrus bergylta (ballan wrasse) is the source of this 7638-nucleotide messenger RNA. It is a transcript of the gene brd4, whose product is annotated as bromodomain containing 4. Gene Ontology annotation, cellular component: nucleus; chromatin. The record is from RefSeq and is a predicted model, not a curated record. Lineage: Eukaryota; Metazoa; Chordata; Actinopteri; Labriformes; Labridae. Gene Ontology annotation, biological process: regulation of DNA-templated transcription; chromatin remodeling.